AUGUCCGUCAAAUUUGAUCAGGUAAAUGGUCUUGUAUCCGGAAAAUACGGCUUCCCCGUAUCUUUUGAUAUGAUCUGCGCUCAGUCUCGGUGGGAAAAUCUGUUCCUACCGCCUUCACCCUCCAUUUCAGAUGACCCUGCCAUCGCUAAAUCUUCUCCUAGAUCCUCUCCGACUUCUUCUACCUCUCCGAUUUCAUCCGACCUAUCCUCUUCUAGCCAUAAUAGAGAAUUCACCUCGGGACCAAAUAAAACUACUAACCGUGAUGUCCAGAUUAACGCUGAAUUUGCUGCAGCGACACCUGAUCCCGUGUUUGGCGAAGAUGGCCAGUCGGCCAGUAAAAUUCUCGCCAAGCUGCAGAAGUCUGCUAUUGAGAUUGGAGACGUCCUUUUUAAAAGUCCUGAUGGCAUGGUGCUACAACCGACCUUGGACGAGUAUAAAUAUAUCUACUCGAAGGGCAAACAGACUAACGACAUCGCUGAACUUGCACCUGAUUAUGGUGAUUGCAACAGUCUCUAG
This is a messenger RNA of Protopolystoma xenopodis, 516 nucleotides long. Lineage: Eukaryota; Metazoa; Platyhelminthes; Monogenea; Polystomatidea; Polystomatidae. The record is from the annotation of a GenBank genome assembly.